This is a messenger RNA of Opisthorchis viverrini, 438 nucleotides long. RefSeq lists its product as hypothetical. The record is from RefSeq and is a predicted model, not a curated record. The transcript is spliced from 4 exons. Lineage: Eukaryota; Metazoa; Platyhelminthes; Trematoda; Opisthorchiida; Opisthorchiidae. Bases 1 to 438 code for a protein of 145 amino acids.
AUGGUUGAUAAGUUGUCUGAGUACCUGAGAACAGUUCGUAAUACUGCCGGAAGUUUAACACCACUGCUCAAUGAUGCACAUCAUCCUGCGCGGCCUGAGACGACAGAGCAGCUUGUCGACGAUUCAAGUGCACAGAAUAUAGUACCAUAUCUUUCCUCCGUAGCAGCACUAUUUGGUCGAGAACAGUUGAAAAAUACAAGCAAUUACAUCGCUGUGGGAGGCGAUGAUGCGAGCAUUUUUGAGAAAAAUGUCCGUGAUAAUAUAUUUCUUGGGAAAAAUGGAGCACUGGGGCUCAUUGUGAACGAAAAUAAAAUAGGCGAUGAGGAUGUUGUCUGUGAACCCACUGGCAACGGAUUGGAUAUCCACAUUUUUAAGACAACUAAGCGCCCGCCUCCUGAGAGUAAGGGUCCCUUGGAUGAGGAGCUUAAAGAAGUCUGA